Fomitopsis serialis is the source of this 341-nucleotide messenger RNA. RefSeq lists its product as uncharacterized. The transcript is spliced from 6 exons. The coding region runs from base 49 to 288 and encodes 79 amino acids. NCBI's taxonomy places the organism in Eukaryota, Fungi, Basidiomycota, Agaricomycetes, Polyporales, Fomitopsidaceae. The record is from RefSeq and is a predicted model, not a curated record.
CCACCCUCAACAGACACGAUUCGUGCCAACAGUGCCGCGUACAAGAACAUGUGUAGACUAUACCAAAAGGCGUCACGGCGUUCAACGGCAAUCUCCAGCGUACCCACUGACCCUGGCUCAAGAACCGCAGAGAACCCGGCUUGGUCAUAUUGUUUGAGACGGAGCAGGCGAAGAGACGGGUGCGAUCUGUCAGUUCCAUAUUGCUAUGGACCCGAAAAAAGCGGGCACAGGCGGAGGUCGUCGGACCCUUGCCUUCUCGUCGAGCGAUCGGCAUCCUCUGCCAGCUGACCUCUGCCGUAAAUCUCCGUCUCGCUGGCCCUCGACAUUCCUCGAUAUGGUAA